AUGGCCCAACGUCAAGCACAGCUGAAAUUUGGAGGUCAAGGAUUGGCUCUUACUGUUCCCAAUCAGUCGUUGCAAGAAUGCUCGUUCAUGUCGAAUUUGAUUACGGAUAGAGAAUCUACCUUUUUAAGCUAUUUUAUUCCUUCUGAUGAUCCGAAACUCCUUCCCUCCUACCGGUUUAUGUUUCAGGAAUGCAGUGAGUUAAAGCAUUGCAAUCAUAAAAUGCAAGCUUGGAGAUUUCCAGGUGAAGUGGAAGCAUUCAAUGAUGACGGUGAGGAAUAUUCUGGACAGAAACUUCUAAACACAUUGAUUAAAGAAUCUGUUUAUGGAAUUGUCGUUUGUGUUCGAUGGUAUGGCGGGCAAUUGCUAGGGCCCGUUCGCUUCCAACACAUUGUGGACACGGCAAAAGGUGCUAUUCAAAAAUAUAAAAAAAGUUUUGAAGAAAAGAAACAGAAAGAAGCAUGGAUGCAAGCUACAAUGGCUCAGCAACAACAGCGUCAACCUCGUUCGCUUAAUCCCUUGGACCAGAAGGUUCGUCAGAUAACAGCCAAGGAUCGAACUGUCAAUCUGUUGCGCAAAACUCUUGGAUUUCCUAUUUUACAAGAGGUCGACUACUACGCAAAGUCGUUGAGCACUUUAGAGAUGUUGCUACAAAGUCGAAACAGUAUGAUCAGCUCCCUUCGUUCACAAUUGCAGAAAAGCAAAGAAACUGAAAAUGUAGAAGACACUUCUAGCACACCCAAAGAACAGAAGGCUACUAUGUCCGAAAAGAAAGUGGACAAUGACAAUUAUACGCCCAAACAACCAGAAGGUGCUACAGUACUGUUGGAAAAUUCGGAAAUUCAGGAGCAAGUCCAAAAGAAACCGGAUGCUGAGAGCUAG
Schizosaccharomyces octosporus yFS286 is the source of this 879-nucleotide messenger RNA. RefSeq lists its product as uncharacterized. Lineage: Eukaryota; Fungi; Ascomycota; Schizosaccharomycetes; Schizosaccharomycetales; Schizosaccharomycetaceae. Bases 1 to 879 code for a protein of 292 amino acids. The transcript has a single exon. The record is from RefSeq and is a predicted model, not a curated record.